Messenger RNA from Camellia sinensis, 1567 nucleotides. RefSeq lists its product as uncharacterized. Gene Ontology annotation, cellular component: post-mRNA release spliceosomal complex; Prp19 complex; catalytic step 2 spliceosome. NCBI's taxonomy places the organism in Eukaryota, Viridiplantae, Streptophyta, Magnoliopsida, Ericales, Theaceae. The record is from RefSeq and is a predicted model, not a curated record.
ACACCAAUGGGCUAGUUAAAGGGCUUCCUAUUUUUCCUCAUCCUUUCUGCGCUGGCUACAAUUGGAGAGUGAUUGAAGGCUCUCCAAACUCUGCAGUGAAGUCUCUCCCGCGAAAUCGAUCCUCUACUUCAGCGCGAAAUCGAUCUUCGCCUUCAGCGUCGUCUGCAACUCCCUCCAUCUGACAUCUUCCUCAAGGCAAUCAAAGCAGUAUAGGGGCAUCGAAUAUGACUGAAGAAGGAAGAGUGCACCCUGAUUGCAGAAAUGCAUCAAACCCUUAUCAUGAAUGUAGUGAUUAUUGCUUUAGAAUAAUUGCUGAAACAAAGGCACAGAUGGAUAAAAAUGAUCAAGAUGGUCAUAGAGGUGGGUUUGGUCCAUUGGAGGGGGACAUGCUAUCAAGGCUGGCUUCUCAUGGAGUAAUUCAAGCUAUUGGUGGCAAUGUUCAGCCCAGUUCAGUUGCUGUUCCUAAUCAGGCUGAAGAUGUGCAUGAUGAAAUAGAUGACCUUGAAGAUCAUCCGCAUGGGGACAGUGACAAUCUUGUUGAGGAGAAUUUGGAGGUUGACUUCACAAAACUCACAGGGAGGCAGAAAAAAUUGUUCGAGUUAAGGCUAAAGAUGAAUGAGGCAAGAAAAGCUAAUCAAACUGCCAUGGUGACGGAGAAGAAACGAAUGGAAGCUCCACCAGAGUCUAGGGGUGUUUCUAAAGAAAAGUGGAUUGAGGAAAGGAAGAAAAAAAUUGGCAAGCUUCUGGAUGCAAAUGGUUUGGAUAUGACCAAGGCAUAUAUGCUAGAUACCGAAGAGAUGGCAGAGACAAAGUAUAAGAAAUGGGAAAAAGAGCCUGCUCCAUUUGGUUGGGAUGUUUUUAAUCAGAAAUCAUUAUACAAUGCAUACAAGAAACGGACGAAGAACAUCGAUGUUGACAUUGAAGAGUACAAUAAAAUGAAAGAAGCUGAUCCAGAAUUCUAUAGAGAAGCUUCAAGCCUCCAAUAUGGCAAGGCACCAAAAGUUUCAGAUGACAAGGUUGAAAGGAUGGUGAAGGAGCUGAAGGAUAGAGACGAGAAGCGCAAGUCACUCAGCAGGAGGAGGAGGUUCCAUGAUGAGAAAGAUAUUGACUCAAUCAAUGACCGUAAUGAGCAUUUCAAUAAGAAGAUUGAGCGAGCCUUUGGUAAAUAUACACUGGAGAUCAAGAAUAAUCUUGAGAGAGGAACUGCUUUACCUGACUAAGGUACUUGAGGAUUAUAUUACCCAGCAUUUAACUCUGUUCUUUUAAAGCAUGUUAGUCAUCUGUUGUAUUGGUGGCAUGCUCGUUUGUUGUCUCUGCGAUUCUACAUAUGUUUGUUGUGUGGGAGAGAUGAUAUGUGGAUCUUUCCUUAAUUUGCAGUGUAAUGAAUUUAUUGCCAGUGUUGAUCGAUAAUGAUUAGAUUUUUGUGUAUAGCUCAUGAGAUGCAUUUAAUUUUUGAGGAUUUGUGCCUGAACCUGGAAUUAAGUUUUAUUGCCUGUGUCGAUCGAUAAUGACUUGAUCCUUGAUUUCCUCUUAAAUUGAAUGCAUUUCAAGAACCUGGAUUUGUGGA